GGAGAAAAAAAAAAGUAGAAAAGAAAAGGGAAGUGAAGAUAAAAGUGUGUGUGAGAGAGAGAGGGGCAUUUGAUUUGGAUAUUUGUGAUGAAAGAGAGAGGGCAUGGAGAAUCGGAAUGGUAAAGGUGAGAGACACAGACAGCUGAGGUUACUGUUGUCACUCCCUGGCCCUGUGUUGUGAGUUGUGAGCAAUUAAACUAGAAAAUCCCAAUUCUCUCUCUCUUUCUUUCUCAUAUGCUCAAAACUCAUUCACUCACUCACUCCCAGAGCAAAAGCAAUCAAAGAUAUUAAGAUUCGAAAGCCACAGUAGAUCAAUAAGAAAUGAGAGAGAAGCAGGGUGAGGGUGAGGGUGAGGGUGAGGAGCAGCACCGGUCCUUCGAAAUCACGGAAUCCUCGACUUCCAAGAGCCGAACCUGCGCUCAGUCGGAGCCCCACGCCCCCUUCCCGGACCAGGUCCUGGAGAACGUCCUGGAAAACGUGCUCCACUUCCUGACCUGGCGGCGAGACCGGAACGCCGCCUCAUUGGUGUGCCGCUCCUGGUACCGUGCGGAGGCUCUGACCCGAUCCGACCUCUUCAUCGGCAACUGCUACGCCCUCUCCCCCAACCGUGCGACCUCGCGUUUCACUCGCGUCAAGUCCCUCACCCUCAAGGGCAAACCCCGCUUCGCUGACUUCGACCUCCUGCCCCUCGAUUGGGGGGCCCACUUCGCCCCUUGGGCCUCCGCCUUGGCCCAAGCCUACCCCUUCCUCGAGAAGCUCCACCUCAAACGCAUGUCCCUCACCGACCACGACCUCGCCCUUCUCGCCGACUCCUUCCCCUCUUUCCGCGAACUCGUCCUCGUUUGCUGCGAAGGCUUCGGCACCCCCGGCCUUGCCGCCCUCGCCGCCAAGUCCAGGUCGCUUAGGGUGCUUGAGCUUGUGGAAUCUGUGGUGGGGCUUGAGGACGAUGAGGAGGUCGAUUGGAUUUCGUGUUUUCCCGACACCCACACCAAUAUGGAGUCUCUUAUGUUCGAUUGCGUGGAGUGUCCCAUUAAUUUCGAGGCUUUGGAGGCUUUGGUGGCUAGGUCACCUUCCUUGAAGAAGCUUCGUCUGAACGGAUCUGUCUCCAUGGCUCAGCUUUACCGGUUAAUGCUUCGGGCUCCUCAGCUUACUCACCUUGGAACUGGCUCCUUCAGUGCUACGGAGGGCGCGCCGCUUCCCGAUCAGGAGCCCGAUUAUGCCGCCGCCUUUCAGGCUUGCAGAUCCUUGGUUUGCCUCUCCGGAUUCAGGGAGAUUUGGUUGGAUUACCUUCCGGCCAUUUUUCCGGUUUGCGCGAAUCUUACUUCGUUGAAUUUGAGCUACGCGGAUGUCAAUGCGCUUCAGCUCAAGUCGGUGAUUCGACACUGUCAUAAGCUGCAGAUAUUGUGGGUGCUUGAUUCGAUAUGCGAUGAAGGGCUUCAGGCGGUGGCGGCGACUUGCAAGGACUUGCGCGAGCUUCGGGUUUUCCCUGUGGAUGCCAGGGAGGGGACGGAAGGGCCUGUUUCUGAGGUGGGUUUUGAGGCCAUUUCUCAGGGUUGUAGGAAGUUGGAAUCGAUUUUGUUUUUCUGCCAGAGGAUGACGAAUGCGGCUGUGGUUUCCAUGUCAAAGAACUGUCCGGAUCUUGUGGUGUUUCGCUUGUGUAUAAUUGGGCGGUAUAGGCCGGAUGCGGUCACUCAGGAACCCAUGGAUGAGGGUUUUGGUGCUAUUGUGAUGAAUUGCAAGAAGCUCACUCGGCUUGCUGUGUCUGGUUUGCUCACGGAUCGUGCUUUUGAGUACAUUGGCAAGUAUGGGAAAUUGGUUAGGACGCUAUCAGUUGCCUUUAAUGGGGACACUGACAUGGCCCUUAAAUAUGUGCUUGAAGGAUGCCCCAAUUUGCAAAAGCUUGAAGUCAGGGAUAGUCCUUUUGGAGAUGUGGCUCUGCGAUCCGGUUUGCAUCAUUAUUACAACAUGAGAUUCCUCUGGAUGUCGUCAUGUAAAUUGACGCGCCAAGCUUGCCAAGAAGUUGCGCGGGCAUUGCCCCGCCUGGUUUUGGAAGUCAUCAACAGUGAGUCGAAAGCAGGGGACGAUAUUGAGAUAUUGUACAUGUAUCGGUCUCUUGAUGGGCCACGGGAUGACGCUCCAAGAAUUGUUACCAUCCUGCAUUAGAUUUUUCUUUCUAAUUCAACAAGAUUUUAGCUCUUUCCAAUGGUGGCUGUCGGAUGGAAUAGGAUGGAGCAGGGGAUUUUAAAUAAACCUGCCAGAAGAUUUCUCUGCUGUCCCUGGCAAACAAAGUUAAGCUUACAACUCCUGUUCUUGGCGUGGGCUGCAGUGAUGGCAGGCCACAAAGCUGCUAUUGGAAGGGGAGUUGGGAAAAUUUCUUCAUUUGCCCUUUUUUGCGUUAGAGGACUGAAGAUUGGGAGAGGGAAUAGAAUAAUAGGAAGGGGUAGAGGGAGGAUGAUUCAGGAAAUGAAGUCCUGCAGCAUUGAGUCAUUCAAUGUUGUUGUAUCGUCAAAGUUUAUGUAUUUUUUUUUCUUUUAUAUUCAUUCUAUCAUGGGAG
Cajanus cajan (pigeon pea) is the source of this 2554-nucleotide messenger RNA. RefSeq names its product transport inhibitor response 1-like protein. Gene Ontology annotation, biological process: SCF-dependent proteasomal ubiquitin-dependent protein catabolic process. Gene Ontology annotation, molecular function: protein binding. Gene Ontology annotation, cellular component: SCF ubiquitin ligase complex. NCBI's taxonomy places the organism in Eukaryota, Viridiplantae, Streptophyta, Magnoliopsida, Fabales, Fabaceae. The record is from RefSeq and is a predicted model, not a curated record.